UUUUAAAUAAGCCGCAGAUGUUUGCAGAUCUGUGCUAGACCUGACUACUUUGCCUGUAGUUAGUCCCAAGGGCAUUUAAACAGUGCAGUCACAUGGCCAGAGUGGCCCAUUAUCAAGUUAAGGACAUCGUCUGUGAGAAAUAACUUCAGCAGCACAAAUUUCUGUCCUAGUGCAUGGAGGAUGUCUGCUCUACUAUAACAAUGACCAUGAGUAUGAUGAUGCACUGAAUUUUAGCUCAUUUUAGGGGGAACAUUUUUUUGUUGCUCUAAAUGGGCGCCUUUUAUUCUGGCUGCUGUCCUAUUCAUGGAACUACUGAGGAGAAAGAUUGCAUUUUAAGGACCAGUAUGUCCAGGGACAGUGAGACAGCAGAGGGUCAUGAGCUGCAGGACAGCAGAUCUCGAGCAGAGAAGGAGAGGAGGACCUGGAGCAGCACUCAAACCUCCAUCUCCAUUACUGAGGGGGAAUCAGAUGCUGAAUUAAACACGUUCAUCAAGAUGAGGAACAAAGCGGAAAGGGAUACUGAGGAAUGGGAGAAGCUGAACUAUGAUAUCCACAGUCUGAGGUGUGCUCGUAAAGAAGUUGGAACACGUUGGAAGAAGAUCUUGCUUCAGCUGGGUUACCAGAGGGAGGUGGACUUCUUACUGACAGUGAACAGACAAACCGUUCGGAGUGACUGGGACAAUGUGGAGAAGGCCAGAGAACUGCUGCACAUAGUGUCAAAGGAGACAAGCCUCUUCCCCUGUGGGCUCAGCAACAAUGAAAGAUACGUCUUCGUCAUGGAUCGCCUGGUGUCUUUGGACAGUGCUGAAGACUUUGUGCGGUUGGCCAAAAAGAAAUAUCCAAAAAUGUAGUCUUAAGAUGGAAAGGAAGUUUUGCGUUUGGACUCAUUUGCUACUCAUUAACUAUUUCAAUCAAUAAACUCACUGAUGUUUAGAAUGAAUGAAUUAAGAAUGAAUGGCAUUAAAGUCAUCAUGAAACAUAA
Messenger RNA from Rhinichthys klamathensis goyatoka, 982 nucleotides. Its product is annotated as melanoregulin-like. Gene Ontology annotation, cellular component: melanosome. The record is from RefSeq and is a predicted model, not a curated record. Lineage: Eukaryota; Metazoa; Chordata; Actinopteri; Cypriniformes; Leuciscidae. Gene Ontology annotation, biological process: melanosome transport; melanocyte differentiation. Bases 270 to 851 code for a protein of 193 amino acids. The transcript is spliced from 5 exons.